UUCUUGUGCUCCCACGUUCCUCACUGUCGGAGAGGCGUUCAGGGCUAUUGUGGACGCUCCUUCGACGACGUCGGGCCCUGGUGACUUCAUCAAGGCGAAUUCAUCUCAUCCUCUUUACGACUUACGAACUCUUACGAGAAACCUAAACAUAUCUACCACUACUCAAUUUGAUUACGACAGAAUAUAAUGAGUGCAGAGAACGAAAGAUGCUUCAAAGAGCGUACGGAGGGUGAGCCAUCGUUGUUGCAGAACGGAGACUUGGUAUUCGGAACUCACCAUGUUGGAUGGAUAAUCGCCUCAUUAUUUACAUUUAUGGCAACCGCUGUGUCGAUUUGGUUGGUCUGCAAGCACCUGAAAUGGUACACAAAUAAACGAGAGCAGCGCCAUAUCGUCAGAAUCUUAUUCAUGGUACCGGUUUAUGCCAUCAUUAGUCUUGGUUCGUAUUUCUUCUGGAACCACUCGACACCACUGAUCCUACUCCGAGACUGUUACGAGUCCACCGUCCUCACUUCAUUCUUCUACCUCUUACUGAUCUAUAUGAAUCCCGAUCCUGAAGAGCAAAGAAUGAUCUUUCGGAAAGUCGGUCUAUCUCAAGUGGCCGAUAACGAAACGUUACGAAAGGGAGAAGAGAUCAAGAAGUGGGUCUUUCCGUUAGGGUUCAUCAAGUGGAAACCUGCGGACGGCCUAUAUUUCUUGCAAGCCAUGAAAUGGGGUGUUUUGCAGUAUUGUGUCCUGAGGCCGCUGACAACUCUCGCUGCCGUUAUCCUCGACUAUAUUGGCCUAUAUUGCGAGUCGUCUUGGAGUCCUGGUUGGGGUCACAUCUAUCUUGUGGUCAUCGUGUCGCUUUCGGUCACCGUCGCCAUGUACUGUCUAAUCCAGCUCUACGUCGUCUCUUCCGAACAGCUGGCACCCCACAAACCGCUUCUCAAGUUAUUCGCUAUCAAAGCGGUUGUGUUUUUGACCUUUUGGCAGGCAACCUUCUUGGGGGUACUCGCCAUGUUUGGCGUGGUGAAGGAUACGAAGUUUAUGACUGCAGAAGACGUCAAUAUCGGCAUCGGCGCAUUGCUGGAGACAUUCGAAAUGACGUUGUUCGCCUUUCUACACGUCAAAGCGUUCACCUAUAAGGUAUACAAACCAAUCACGGGUUCGGAAGACCUACCGCCUUUACCAACUAAUCGGCUGAGAGCCCUAGGGCACGCUAUGGACUUUCGGGAGACGUUUCGCGAGUUAUGGGCUGGAUGCGUGUAUAUGUGGUCAAAGAUGCGUGGACAAGAACCUAAAGUGGAUGUCGUAGCAAGGAGACAGGGAUAUUAUGAGAAUGCGUUUGGCAGAGCCCGACCAUCGGCUUUUACUACGACACCUAGUGGAAAUGAAGGUCUCAAUGAUAAGGACCGUGACGUGAUGUUUCCUUCGGUUAGAGUGAACGUGGAACGUACGAUGGAGAUUGGUGGGCGACGCGAAUGGUUAGGGGCAGGGAAUUACUAUGGGUAUGGGAUAUAUAGGGAGAAGAGUGAGGAGCUGGAAGAGCAGAUUGAAGCGGAACUUGCUAGACGGGGGUACGGACGAGCAGAGAUUGGAAGAAGAGGAAACAUCAAACCUUCUGCCGAAGAAGAGGUCGGACAUCCGCGCGAGCGGUCAUGGUGGCGCACACUUUACAAUCGCAUCUCACAGUCUACGGAGCCUGAGUAUGAGUCCAGGCUUUCUCCUUCCCCGUCACGGAAAGUCACACAUUCGAAAAGGCGAUCAUCUCGGAGAUCUUUCAGACGUCAGGACCGCGACGUAGAGCAGGACCUCCUAACCGACUAUCGCAUUGGAAUGGAUGACCCGCCUCCUCCAAGCUUGAUUAGAAAAUAUCGUGCUAGUACCCAGAGUCCACAAGGAAACUCACUCUAUGUUGAUGCUCGACAUCAGGACUCGGAUGCUUUGUCUCCACUCUCUGUCUAUAAUGAGUGUCGUCAUUCCCAAUUUAAACGGCAGCAGCAACAACAGAGAGGAAAUGUUCCCCCUCCGAUGCAGCUACUGCCACCCUCAGGCCGACCAGCCGAUAGGCGUCUUCUGUCACCCCCGGUGCUAGGCUCGAGCCCUCCGCCGAAUUCACUUCUCCUGGCGCCCGUUGUACAGCAAGGUAUUCCGUCAAAUGAUAGUCUUCUGGAACGUAUGUUCCCUUCCAAAACAGAUUUGGUAUCGUCUACAGAACAUACCGAUGGCGGAUUCAUGACCUCUGCCCCACCAUCUGCUGAGAACGGGCACGUUGUCGGUCUAGCUGGGGAAAGGCGAACUUUUCUAUCACAGACGCCUACGCCAGUGACACCAGAGGUAGCAGCUCAUCGGAUUGAUGGGCUUUAUCGUUCUCCUCGCAACAGAAUGAGUACGCCGACCUCACCGCAGGCCUCUAAUUCUUUGGCAUCCCCGCAGAGGUCACAAGUCUACUCUCAGCAACACCUAUCUCGUGUACAUAGACAGUCCCUUCCAGCUCCAGGUCUACGGCAGAACCAUAUGGCAUACCCACCACCGCCAGGCCAUCGCUUCGCCCCCAAGGUUCUGACUGUUCCGGCACUUCUUGGAUCGACACAUAAAAAAGAGGCAAGACCGCCUCAAUAUAGUCCAGAGCAGAUGGACAGUACGGUCGCGCAGUCCUCAUUUUCUGGGACGCCAGACGUUGCAAAGUACCGUAGUCCCAACCAAUACGAGCAUCUGCAAGAGGAAUCCAGCCGAUACCCAGGUUUACUCUCAACACGCAAAUUCCUGACUCCAUCAACGAUACCCGGGAGGAUACCUAGCUACACCAACCAUCGCUUCCCUGGUGGUGCUUUUUCUCAUUCUAACGACGAUUACGAAUCGCCUGGGGGGUUUGGUACGAGCCAGAACCGUUGAUCAUGCUUUUACGAUUCUUUACGAUCUUAGAUCCGAGUGCUCUAUGUUUAUGAUUUUGAUGAUUAUUGAUAUUUAUUACUUGCUACAUAAGGUUACUGAUGGCUAUUAUUGCUCUUCAUGAAUGAUACGACACCCGGAAAAAAGAAUACACUAGUUCUACGCA
Marasmius oreades (fairy-ring Marasmius) is the source of this 3037-nucleotide messenger RNA. RefSeq lists its product as uncharacterized. The record is from RefSeq and is a predicted model, not a curated record. Gene Ontology annotation, biological process: transport. The coding region runs from base 187 to 2874 and encodes 895 amino acids. The transcript is spliced from 14 exons. Lineage: Eukaryota; Fungi; Basidiomycota; Agaricomycetes; Agaricales; Marasmiaceae. Gene Ontology annotation, molecular function: transporter activity.